Messenger RNA from Clonostachys byssicola, 1581 nucleotides. The record is from the annotation of a GenBank genome assembly. NCBI's taxonomy places the organism in Eukaryota, Fungi, Ascomycota, Sordariomycetes, Hypocreales, Bionectriaceae.
AUGCGUGCCAGGCUGCAGCAUCUCGAAUCCCAGCUUCUUUCUCGGUCUCCUCUCCAGAGAGAUCGAUAUGACGAGGAUGAGUCUCUUGAAAGCGAUCGGACUGGCAGUGAGGGAUCUCAGUGGUUGACGGGUAGCACUAGCAGUUCCAGCUUCGGUAUGAUAUCUCCAGGGUUCAAUGGCAGUUCCACCAGUGAUUCAACGAUAUCCGGCAACCAUCUAGGAAACAUGCCAGUUUCGUUGUUCUUAGACUUCGAAUACUUCCAAAGAGCCAACUUGAAGCUAUCGAAACCUCACAUUACUAUACCUCCAGAUGUUUUGCGUUAUUUAUGCCAGGAAAACAUGGUAAUAGAGACGGCAACUGAGUAUUUCAACACGAUUCAUGUCUGGCUACCGUUCAUCUCCAAAAAGAGAAUGGAUCUCGGAAUACCAACCCAGAAUCCAGGGCCUGAUCUAGCUAUGUUAUUCCUCGCAAUGAAGCCAUGCAUAUCUGAUUUAAAAGAGACCCAAGAGAACUCGCUCUACACGAUCUGCAAGAAUUUUCUUUUCACACUUGAAAGGGGAGGCUUGAUGACUCUGCUUGGACUACAAGCCAGUAUUCUUGUAGCUCUCUUUGAACAUAUACAUGCAAUCUAUCCAGCCGCAUGGAUGUCUAUUGGAGCAUGUGCGCGAUAUGCGGAGCUUCUUGGCGUUAACAGCUCUACUGAGGCAUAUAGUGUGUUGAGAAAAGUGACAAGCUGGACGGAGAUUGAGGAGCGCAGAAGAACUUGGUGGGCUCUUUUUGCCUUAGACCGGCUAUCUGUGACUGGAAACGAGCGCUCAUAUGCCUUGCCACGCCCGACAGGCGAAGGGCGACUUCCAGGAGAUGACGAUUCUUGGAACUUUGGGGACCCUAAAAAAGGUGGUAUUGGCCAUGUCAUUUCCACCGAUUAUCGCAUCCAUCAGUCUGCAUUCGCUCGCCUCUGCCAGGCCGCGUUGUAUAUCGACCGCGCCCGCGAUUAUACGAAGAUCAGAGGCGACUUGGAUGCUGACGCGGUUGCAGAGAUCAUGUCCUUUUCAGAAGAUUUGGAACGCUUCUGUUCACUUAUCGAAGAGAAGGAGACCGAGAACAGUAUCGCAUUCACCUCGCUUGGUGCAAGAAACCUCGCAAACUCGGCAUUAUUUCUAGUUCUCAACAGGUUAGCUUGUCCAGAAACUGUAUCCCCCGAGUCUAACUACCACAUGGAAGGAGGCGCAAAGAAUCCUGUGGAGGCCAGCGUGCUUGGGCGAGCUGUGGAAAUCAUCGAGCAGGCAAGCAACAAGUUUCAUGCCAGGGCCUGCGAGAUGCAACAACAUAUCUAUGAUCUCCCUCCGAAGGAUAUCUCGACUCUGCUCAGCACAUUUUCUCCAUUUUCACUGGAUGCGAUAUAUGUCUCUGCCGUUACCCUCCUCUGGCUGUGGUUGGAAAGCGGGGAUGAAACUUAUCGCACAAAAGCCAAUGAGAUUGAGACACACCUCGAACGCAUAGGGCAACGUUGGGGACUGGCAAAAGCAUAUAGUAAGCUGGUCCGGGACUAUGUUUCCCUUUUUGGGCCCUAUGAUUAA